Argentina anserina (silverweed cinquefoil) is the source of this 2254-nucleotide messenger RNA. Its product is annotated as protein CYPRO4. Lineage: Eukaryota; Viridiplantae; Streptophyta; Magnoliopsida; Rosales; Rosaceae. Gene Ontology annotation, cellular component: nucleus; cytoplasm. The transcript is spliced from 2 exons. The record is from RefSeq and is a predicted model, not a curated record. Bases 89 to 1987 code for a protein of 632 amino acids. Gene Ontology annotation, molecular function: protein binding.
CACUCUCCCUAUAUUUCCGCUCCCCAUUUUCAAAUCCCCCAAAUUCUCCAGAAUCCUCAGAAUUGCCGAAGCUCCGAUUUGAACCGCCAUGGGAACCGCACAGAGCCGAGAGGACCACAUCUCCGACUCCGACGACUACGAAGAGUCCGACGACGAGCAGCGCCACUCCGACGAGGAAGAAAACUACCAAGACGCUCCGGAGACUCAGCCCACUCCAAUCGGAGACAUCGACGCCAAGCUUAAAGCCUUGAAGCUCAAGUACGGCACUCCUCCUUCUUCCUCCUCCGCCUCCGCCGUCGCCGCCGUGUCGCAGAACGCCGUCAAGCUCUACCUCCACAUCGGCGGCAACACUCCCAACGCCAAGUGGAUCGUCUCCAGCAAGCUCGCCUCGUUCUCCUUCGUCAAGACCGCCAAGGUCGACGGCGACAGCGACGACGACGACGACUACGACGGCUCGUCGGACAGCAAAGGACAGUGGAUUCUCAAGGUCGGUGGCAAAGUCCGAGCUAGGGUUUCCACCGACAUGCAAUUGAAGAUGUUCGCCGAUCAGCGGCGCGUGGAUUUCGUCUCCAGAGGAGUCUGGGCUCUGAAAUUCUACACCGACGAGCAGUACCGGCGAUUCGUGACGGAGUUUCAGGACUGCUUGUUCGAGAACGUCUACGGCCUCAAAGCUACGGAGGAGAGCAAGGUCAAGGUUUACGGCAAGGAGUUUCUAGGGUGGGUGAAGCCGGAGGCGGCCGACGACUCGGCCUGGGAGUAUGCCGACGACUACGACAUGGCGGCGAGGAGUCCCCAUUCGGUGACGCCGGUCCGGUCCAACCAGCAGUUGAUGGAGGAGUUCGAGGAGGCGGCGAACGGCGGUGUUCAGAGCUUGGCGCUAGGAGCAAUGGAUAACAGCUUUUUGGUGAAUGAUUCUGGUGUGCAGGUGUUCAAGAAUUUCAGCCAUGGGAUCCAUGGGAAGGGCGUGGUUGCGAAAUUCGACAGCGGAGGUGGUUCGAAGUCGACGCCAAAGAAGGCUCUGCUAAUGAGAGGGGAGAUUAAUAUGAUGCUCAUGAGUCCACUCAAGGAGGGGAAGCCGCAGGCGAAUGGGCUGCAGCAGCUGGACAUUGAGACGGGGAAGAUUGUGACCGAGUGGAAGUUUGAGAAGGAUGGAACUGAGAUAACAAUGAGGGAUAUUACUAAUGACACGAAAGGGUCGCAGUUGGAUCCUUCUGAGUCCACGUUUUUGGGUCUGGAUGAUAACAGGCUGUGCCAGUGGGAUAUGCGAGAGCGUAGAGGAAUGGUGCAGACCAUUGCUAAUUCGCCUGUGCUGGAGUGGUCUCAGGGGCAUCAGUUUUCGAGAGGGACGAAUUUUCAGUGCUUUGCUACCACUGGAGAUGGGUCGAUUGUUGUUGGAUCUCUGGAUGGGAAGAUAAGGUUGUAUUCGAAGACAUCUAUGAGGCAGGCAAAGACUGCAUUUCCAGGGCUGGGUUCCCCCAUUACUCAUGUCGAUGUCACUUAUGACGGGAAGUGGGUGUUGGGUACAACUGACAGUUUUUUGGUCCUUAUAUGCACUCUGUUUACUGACAAAGAUGGAAAGACAAAGACCGGGUUCAGUGGUAGAAUGGGAAACAAGAUACCCGCUCCCAGGUUGUUGAAGCUGAUCCCUCUCGACUCGCAUUUGGCUGGCAAAGACAACAAAUUUCAUGGAGGCCACUUCUCAUGGGUCACUGAAAGUGGUAAACAAGAGCGCCACCUUGUUGCAACAGUGGGAAAGUUCAGUGUCAUAUGGGAUUUCCAGCAGGUCAAGAACAGUGCCCAUGAAUGCUACAGGAAUCAGCAAGGCCUCAAGAGUUGUUACUGCUACAAGAUCCUUUUAAAGGACGAGUCUAUUGUCGAGAGCCGUUUCAUGCACGACAAAUAUGCUGUCAGUGACUCUCCCGAAGCUCCAUUAGUGGUGGCCACCCCGAUGAAAGUCAGCUCGUUCAGUCUCUCUGGCAAAAAAUGAUCUCUGUCACUGUGUAUAUGAGUUUAACCAUUUUUAUUGCUAGUGUUGUGCAUACUACGUUGCUUUAGUGCUAAGUUUCUGCUGCUUUGUCAUGGAUCAUUGCCUAGCAUCGUAGUUUCUAAGCUUAUCUUGUACCUAUUUGAGUUCUUUUCUGUCUGCGUUUUUCACACUCUGCGAAAUAGGGUGUUUGAUUGAUGGUUUUAUCUCGAAGUUUGUACAAUUGAACAUGAUGAGUAAUAUUGAGGGUGAUCAUUGAGUUCCCAAGAA